Messenger RNA from Nicotiana attenuata, 482 nucleotides. RefSeq names its product monothiol glutaredoxin-S1-like. The coding region runs from base 39 to 347 and encodes 102 amino acids. The record is from RefSeq and is a predicted model, not a curated record. The transcript has a single exon. Lineage: Eukaryota; Viridiplantae; Streptophyta; Magnoliopsida; Solanales; Solanaceae.
AAAAAAAAAAAAAAAAAAAAAGAUCUUGAGAUCUAAGCAUGGAUAUGGUGAUGAAGUUGGGAGCAGAAAGUCCAGUAGUGAUUUUCAGCAAAACCACUUGUUGCAUGUCUCACAGUAUCGAAACCCUAAUCCGAGGUUUCGGAGCAAACCCUACAGUUUAUGAGCUCGAUAAACUUCCAAAUGGGAGGCAAAUGGAGACUGCAUUGGUUGAAUUAGGUUGUCAACUGAGUGUGCCAGCAGUUUUUAUUGGCAAAAAUUUUGUUGGUGGUUCUAAUGAAAUUAUGAGUCUUAAUGUUAGAGGCAAGCUCAAGAAUUUGCUUCUAAGGGCUAAUGCUAUUUGGAUAUAGAGAUCAAUUAAUUACUAGCUAGCUAGUAAAAGUCUAAUCUUCGUCUUAUAGUAGUGAAAUCAUAUAUAUAGUAGUGAAUUUAUCACAAAUAUAUUUUAUUUCUUGAUGUACUAAUAAAAGUAUGCUUUUAUACUA